This is a messenger RNA of Dichotomopilus funicola, 4653 nucleotides long. RefSeq lists its product as uncharacterized. Lineage: Eukaryota; Fungi; Ascomycota; Sordariomycetes; Sordariales; Chaetomiaceae. The coding region runs from base 1 to 4653 and encodes 1550 amino acids. The record is from RefSeq and is a predicted model, not a curated record. Gene Ontology annotation, cellular component: RNA polymerase III complex. Gene Ontology annotation, biological process: DNA-templated transcription. The transcript is spliced from 3 exons. Gene Ontology annotation, molecular function: DNA binding.
AUGGCGCCGGAGCAGAAAUCAAGAAGGCGGAAGGAGCAGCUGGUUGACCAGCUCCCUAAACGCUUCAAGUCGCUCAAAUUCGGUAUUCAGUCUCACCAGGACAUUGUUAGCCAAGGUGUUCUCGAAGUUUCCGAUAAUUUGCUCUACGAUGUCGAAAAUAGGAGAACCGCGUUCCCUCACGGGCCUCUCGACCCUCGCUUGGGAACCUCGAGCACAAAUCGCGAAAGCAAGUGUGGGACAUGCCACUUAGCUGUACAGGAGUGCCCCGGGCACUUCGGCCACGUCCGAUUGCCGCUUCCCGUCUUCCACAUCGGUUACCUAAGGUACAUUCAAUCGACGCUGCAGAACAUUUGCAAAGAUUGCGCCCGAGUUCUUCUGCAGGAAACCGAACGACGCCAGUUUCUCAAAGAGCUCCGCCGCCCCGGGAUUGAUAAUCUGAGGCGUUCGGCGAUCUUGAAGAAGAUCAAUGAGCAGUGCAGGAAGGCGAGGACAUGCCCGUACUGUGGCUCGAUUCAGGGUGUCAUCCGGAAGCUGAGCGUGAUGAAGCUUGUCCACGACAAAUUUUCGGCAUACACGAAGUCGACGGCACAGAAAAAGAUCCCUCCAGAGAGCAAAGUGGAGUUCGAUGCCUCGUUCGAUCAAGCGAAGAAAUACACCCCGGAGUUGGAGAAGCAUACACGGAAGGCCAUGGAUGAUUUGAAUCCCCUCAAGGUUUUACACCUCUUCAAAGCAAUCAGUCAAACGGACUGUGAGCUUCUUGGAUUGGAUCCUUCGGAAGGCCGCCCUGAUAUGUUCCUAUGGCAAUAUGUCCCAGCUCCACCUAUUUGCAUUAGGCCGUCCGUCGCGCAGGAGAACGCCAGCAAUGAGGAUGAUAUCACCAGCAAGCUCUCGGAGAUUAUCCUCUACGCCGGGCAUUUGCGCGAGUCGUUGAAGAAAGGCGUUGCGCUCCCGGUAAUCAUGGAGCAGUGGGAGUUCCUCCAAUUGCAGGUCGGCAUGUAUGUCAACAGUGAUGUACCAGGUCUCUAUCAGCCGGGUUUCGGCAAACCUAUCCGUGGGUUUUGCCAACGUCUCAAGGGAAAACAGGGCCGGUUCCGCGGAAACCUGUCUGGAAAGCGUGUGGACUUCUCUGGCCGCACAGUUAUCUCUCCAGACCCCAACCUCAGCAUCGAGCAGGUGGCCGUUCCCCAACUGGUGGCCAAGAAUCUGACCUACCCGGAGCGGGUAAAUCAUGCCAACAUCGAAAAGCUCCGAGAGCGUGUCAUCACGGGGCCGACUGUUUGGCCGGGUGCCCAGGGAAUUAUCAAGAAGGAUGGCGUCAAGUACAACCUUAACUUCGGGCGGGAGAGUGCUCGUGAGAAACAUGCGAGUAGCUUGGAGUAUGGGGACGUGGUUGAGCGUCACCUGGAAGAUAACGACAUCGUGCUCUUCAACCGGCAACCAUCUUUACACAAGCUCAGUAUCAUGAGCCACCUGGUCAAAGUCCGGCCGUGGAGGACAUUCCGGCUGAACGAAUGUGUUUGCACACCAUACAACGCCGAUUUCGACGGAGACGAGAUGAACCUACACGUUCCGCAGACCGAGGAGGCCCGUGCCGAAGCCAUCAACUUGAUGGGCGUCAAGAACAACCUCAUCACCCCCAAGAACGGCGAACCCAUCAUUGCGGCUACACAGGAUUUCAUUACCGCAGCGUACUUGUUGAGCGGCAAGGAUAGGUUCUUUGACCGGACAGCUUUCACCUACAUCUGUACCCAGAUGCUUCUAGGGGACACAUACCUCGAGCUUCCUCCGCCAGCGAUCAUGAAACCCAAGGCUCUUUGGACCGGAAAGCAGAUCUUCAACGUCUUGAUGCGCCCCAACAAGGAGUCACCUGUCCUCGUGAAUCUGGAGGCGAAGAACAAGAUCUUUUCUAAGAAGAAGGAUGGCCAGAUUCCAGACAUGGACAUUGACGACGCCUUCUUGGUUGUCCGAAACUCGGAGGUCAUGUGCGGGAGGAUGGACAAGGCGACGGUUGGAGGAGGCAAGAAGAACUCCGUUUUCUACGUCAUCCUCCGUGAUUUUGGGCCGGACCAUGCGGCUGCAGCCAUGAACCGCCUCGCGAAGCUAUGCGCGAGAACUCUUACGCUGCGUGGGUUCUCGAUUGGCGUGGGCGAUGUCUGGCCAUCGCUGUCCUUGACGGACCACAAGGCACAAUUGGUGGAGGAUGCAUACAAGAAGUGCGAUGACCUCAUUGAGACCUACCGUCAAGGCAAGCUGGAAAAGGCCGCUGGGUGUAACCUGGAAGAGACGCUCGAGAACUCGAUUUCCGGUAUUUUGAGCAAAGUUCGUCAACAAGCAGGUAACUACUGCGUUGAAAACUUGAGCAACAACAACGCUCCGCUAAUCAUGGCGAAAUCCGGGUCCAAGGGCUCCGACAUCAACGUUGCCCAGAUGGUUGCUUGUGUCGGACAGCAAAUUAUUGGCGGCAAGCGUGUGCCGGAUGGGUUCCAGGACCGUAGUCUGCCGCACUUCCACAAGAACGCCCGCCAGCCCCCUUCAAAGGGUUUCGUGAGGAACAGUUUCUACACCGGGCUUGUCCCCACCGAGUUCCUUUUCCACGCUAUCUCUGGCAGAGAAGGUCUAGUCGACACAGCCGUCAAGACAGCUGAGACUGGGUACAUGUCCAGACGACUGAUGAAAUCGCUCGAGGAUCUUUCGACACAAUACGACGACACAGUGCGCACCUCGGAAGGAGGAAUCGUCCAAUUCCAGUACGGUGCCGACCGGCUCGACCCCGUGGACAUGGAGGGCGAGGCCAAGCCGGUCGAUUUUGGCAGGACGUGGAACCAUGCCCAAAGCAUCACGUGGAGCAAUUCGGAGUCGUCGUUGCUCCCGUGGCAGGUUCAGACAUUAUCCAAAGAAAUCCUGGAUGAGGAGCGCAAGAAGUACGUGAGACGCCACUUGGUCACGAAUGAAGAGAUCAAGUAUGACGACGAGACAAUCCGCAAAAGCAUGGAUCACGAUGUCCUGAUUGCGAUUGACGAGCACGAGAGCGCUCGCGUCUACCUCAACACGAUCCGGGACUACGUCCAGGGGCGUGCCAUGAAAUUGGCCAAGGCCCGGAAGGCUGUUGGCUUGGACCCAUGCGUCAAGGAUGAGAAGAUGCAAGGGGAGCUUGAGGCGUGGCAACCAGCUGUGCAGGAUGUUUCCGAGAUGGAAAUCGAUAUCAUCGAGGGACCUCGCGAUGCAUCCGAGUACGUCUUGGCAGACUUGCGUCGGGAAAUUGACGGGGACGACGAGCUUGACAGCGUCGCGAGACAGGCCAAGUCUGAGGCAAAGGCGUUGAGCCACGUCGACCGUGCCGCGAAGGUGUCGGAGCGGACGCUGCGGCAAUUCAUCCAGAUGUGUCUGCACAAGUACAAGAAGGCGCGGGUCGAACCCGGCCACGCCGUCGGCGCUGUGGGAGCGCAGUCCAUCGGUGAGCCGGGGACACAGAUGACAUUGAAGACGUUCCAUUUUGCGGGUGUUGCAGGCAUGAGUAUUACCCAAGGUGUGCCCCGUAUCAAGGAAAUCAUCAAUGCUUCAAAACUCAUCAGCACUCCGGUGAUCACAUGCAAACUCGAGAACAACCAGGACAUGAAGGCCGCGCGGGUGGUCAAGGGGAGGAUCGAGAAGACCUACAUCUCGGACGUCAUCUCGUUCAUCGACGACGAGUGGCUACCCGAUGUCGCCAAGAUUGUCCUCCAAGUCGACUUACAGGCCCUCUCGGAUAUGCAGCUGGGCAUUUCCAUCAAGGACAUCGCCGACGCCAUCAUCCGCGCCAAGAAACUCAAACUCAAGAUCGAAGCCGACGACCUGCGCAUCGGCAGCGACCGGGUCGAAGUAAUUGUCCGCAACACCUGGCAAGACGUAACCGCCCAGCGCAAAGCCGCCCGCGUCCGCGCAGCCGCCAUCGAAAAGGGCCAGCUCAUCUCCGCAACCCUCGACGAAUCCGCCGCCGACUUCCAACUCCGCGUCAACUUCCUCAAGCGCAUGCUCCCGCAGGUGCCCAUCUCCGGCUAUCCCGAAGCGGCACGCGCCAUCAUCCAAACCGACGAAAAAGACGGCAACACCGUCCUCGUCGAAGGCUACGGCCUGCGGGCCUGCAUGACCACCGAAGGCGUGAUCGGCACCAAGUGCAUCACCAACUCGGUCAUGGAAUGCCGCGACGUGCUGGGCAUCGAAGCAGCGCGCACCACCAUCGCUGUCGAAAUCGGCGCCGUCAUGAAGGAGAUGGCCAUCGACCCGCGCCACAUGGAACUGCUAGCUGACGUAAUGACUUACAAGGGCGAGAUCCUCGGGAUCACGCGGUUUGGUCUGGCCAAGAUGCGCGAUAGCGUGCUGCAACUGGCGUCGUUUGAGAAGACGCCGGAUCAUCUGUUCGAUGCGGCGGCGGGCAUGAAGAAGGACCGCAUUCAGGGUGUUAGCGAGUGUAUUAUCAUGGGCCAGAGCAUGUCUAUUGGUACGGGGGCGUUCCAGGUGGUGCGUCGGCUGGGGAUUCGGGACCACCAGGUGGCGCCGAAGCCGACGUUGUUUGAGGACGCGUGGAGGAAGGAUGAGAGGAUGAGGAGGAUGGGGAAGAAGCGCAAUGGGGUGAAUGGGGUGGAGCAGACGGGCUUGGUGGCUGCUGCUGCGUGA